This is a messenger RNA of Trichoderma virens Gv29-8, 1308 nucleotides long. RefSeq lists its product as uncharacterized. The record is from RefSeq and is a predicted model, not a curated record. The transcript is spliced from 3 exons. The coding region runs from base 1 to 1308 and encodes 435 amino acids. Lineage: Eukaryota; Fungi; Ascomycota; Sordariomycetes; Hypocreales; Hypocreaceae.
AUGCACUUGAUAACCAACAACCUUAAUAACCUAAAUCUCAACCGACGAACUUAUGUUGGUUUCGGGGACGAAAAUACACCAGAUCACGUUCCGUUACCAGAUCACGUUCCGUUACCAGAUCACGUUCCGUUCUGUCCGUCAAGCAAUUUCGCAACAAAAUUGCAUGAUAUUCCGCGUUAUCUUUUUCGUGUUUAUUCAGAUACGUCUGCAGGAGAAAACGAUAGCCAAUGGAUGAAAUCCCCCGACGCGCUGAAGAACAACUUGACAGACAUAUUUACACGGGAUGCUUCAACUAUUGCUGUAACUCUCAACGAGCAUCUUAGGUGGUCGAAAAAAAAAUCAAACGGAGAUCCUUUUAUAUCAUGGACAACUUCGCUUCUUUUCGCAAUCCAGCACGCUAUCUUCAAGCAUAAGAAGGAACAGGCCGAACUGAACACGAUUUAUCUGUGCAUUAUUGACACUACUGAAUUUCCCGACGGAGUGUUCGUAAAAGAACUCGACCUGAUCGAGGAAUUUCACGACAAGGUCCCUGAUAAAGACAGUCCAUAUAACUGGAAGAAAAGGGGGCUCAGCAGCCUCCAUGAGCUGCGGAACAAGAAACAUAGGACCUAUUCUGGCGUUUACAACUUCGGAGAAUACCUUUCACAGGGGCAGACCAACAUUAAUGCCCGUUCAUGCACAGUGCCUUGCGAUAAGAUUAUUAAUAAUCACUUGUUUGCUAUUAUGCCCCAAUUCAGACUCGAAAUGGAAGACAACACUCCAUCCUUGGCAGAGGCAGUAAUAAAGCUUCGAGAGCCGUACUACCACAUUAUGGAGCAAGGGGCAAUAAAUAAUUCUGAAUUCGCCGCGGCAAAGGCGAUAGCUUUGGAAUUUAAGGCGGGAUGGUCUCUGCCUGUGCUAGCCAAUUUACUUGCUCUGAAUCCUCGUACGACUAGGGAUUCCGCAAACAUAGAUCUGAUAUGGGAGCAUUUUUCCGAUAAAGAAAAAUAUAACUUAUCGUCUAAAUGUACGAAUGUUGUGGCCAAUGUCGAUAUUCCUGAGGUCUUACGCUUUGGGGACAUCAUUCAGGAUAUUAACAAAGACUACUACGCCAAGUCCGCUGCUGUCUUAGUUAGAUCUAUGAGAGAGACUACAGAUAUUGUUCGCCGCUUUAUACGCGACUCUAAAAGCAAUGGAGGCCGAAAGAUGCUUAGUACAGGCAACUUAGCAGAUUAUCUCCCUACCGUAAACCGCCAUGUGCUGCCACUUAUACAGAGCCUAGGAACGCUAAGCAAAAUUAUACAAGAUCUUAAAGAAGAUAAGACUUAG